Molecule: messenger RNA, 705 nt
Organism: Caretta caretta (loggerhead turtle)
Lineage: Eukaryota; Metazoa; Chordata; Testudines; Cheloniidae
Source: RefSeq, a predicted model, not a curated record
AUGGAGGACGAGGAGGGCUACACGGCCUUGAACCUGCGGCCCAAGCGGGGCGGCUCGGAAGGCCCGUUCCCAGCCGGGUACCAAGAUAACGAUUUCAACCCCCUCCUCCCACCUACGGGCCCCAUGUCCUGGCAGCAGGUUUCCCUCUUGGUGUCCGAGAAGGGACAGACCCCGGCAGCCCCUGGGAGCGACGGAGCUGGGAGCACAGACCCCAGCGCGGCAGAAUGCAGCGCCCGCCUGGAGCGUUUCCGAUCCCAGCUGUGCCCCCCGGCCCAGCCCGGCCCAGCAGGCGGCUCCGGGUGCAAACUCUGCCCCACCGACUGGCAGCUGCGUGGGGACAAGUGCUACUGGGUCUCCAGAGGAGGUAAAACGUGGAACAAGAGCCGCGCCGACUGCUCAGCGAGGGGCUCCCAGCUGCUGGUGAUCCGGGACCACAAGGAGCUGGAGUUCCUAAAGGACCUGACACAAGGUUCACGUCUGUUCUGGAUCGGACUCUCCGUUUCCUCCCCGGAGAAGGCCUGGACCUGGCUGGACGGCUCCCGGCUGGAUCAGACCCUGUUCCCGGUGUCAGGCCCGGCUGACGGGAACAGCUGUGGGGUGGUGAACGAGAAUCAGAUUGGUUCUGACAUCUGCAGCUCUGCAUUUCAGUCGAUUUGCCAGAGAGACGCCGUCCGGGGAGGAGACCUCAGAGCGCAGCACUGUUAG